This is a messenger RNA of Kockovaella imperatae, 2043 nucleotides long. RefSeq names its product peptidyl-prolyl cis-trans isomerase. Gene Ontology annotation, biological process: protein folding; protein peptidyl-prolyl isomerization. Lineage: Eukaryota; Fungi; Basidiomycota; Tremellomycetes; Tremellales; Cuniculitremaceae. The record is from RefSeq and is a predicted model, not a curated record. The coding region runs from base 20 to 2011 and encodes 663 amino acids. The transcript is spliced from 14 exons. Gene Ontology annotation, molecular function: protein binding; peptidyl-prolyl cis-trans isomerase activity.
GUUUCGAGAACCAAGCGAUAUGGCAGCGUCUGAUACCUCAAAGCUCGGCAAGAGAGCUCGCGAAGGAUCACAUGGUGCAGAUUCCCCCGAGGAUGGACAGGAAGCUGGUCCUGCGGUACCGGAGAUGCCAGGUGCAGAUGUAGAGGACAGUUCAGACGAAGAGAUUGGACCUAUGCCGAGUGCUGGAGGUGAUGGAGUCAAUGAGAGUUCAAAUGGCAAGCGGAAGAAGAAAAAGAGAGCGGUACUACCUCACGAGCGACUCUACCUGGAUCAUUUACCAGAUACGGAUAGGUAUUACAAGUCUUUCAUGCACCGAGACGUGGUGAACUACGUCGCAGUGACGAGGACCAACUUUGUGAUCACAACCUCUAUCGACGGGCAUUUGAAGCUGUGGAAGAAACAAGACCAAGGCAUAGAAUUUGUCAAACACUACCGAGCUUCCCUAAAAGCCAUUGUUGGGGUUUGUGCAAGUGAUGAUGGCAAAUUAUUUGCGACCGUCAGUGAAGGAGGAGAGGGCAGAGUCUUUGAUGUGGUCAAUUUUGACAUGAUCAACAUUUUCAAAUUCACAUUUGUACCCAAAGCAUGUUGCUGGAUACAUGAACCUGGUGCUGGGCAGACGCUACUCGCUGUUUCCGACAUGGCCUCGCCAACGAUCCGCAUAUACGAUGGCAGAGGAGAUGGAAAUCCAUUGUACAAGCUGGAAAAAAUACAUAGGGCUCCUGUCCACCUCAUGGUAUACAACUCUCGAUACGACUGUGUGAUAUCCGCCGACGAAGCUGGAUUCGUCGAGUACUGGCAGCCGAGCGAACCAUGGGGUCUACCAAGCAUACCAAAUCUGUGGCAAUUCAAAUCUCAGACCGACCUCUUCCAUUUUAAAAAGAACAAAACCAUUCCCACAUCCCUCACAUUCUCACCCUCUGGCUCACAUUUCGCCUGUCUCGCUCUACCCUCACGCGCGGUCCAUGUCUUUUCCUUCCACAGCGCAAAACUUAAACGGACAUACGAUGAAUCACUUACGGCAAUUCAAGAGAUGCAGCAGGCAGGUACGGCUGUGUAUCAGCUCGACGAUAUGGAUUUCGGGAGACGUCUGGCCAUUGAGCGAGAGCUUGAAAGGGAUGGUAGCGGUCCAGGAGGUGCUUUGAGGACAGCCAAUGCAGUCUGGGAUGAGAGUGGGAACUUUUUGUUGUACCCUACCAUGUUAGGCAUAAAGGUCAUCAACACCGUCACCAACAAGGUCGCUCGGAUCAUUGGCAAAGAAGAAUCGUUACGUUUCCUUAAUUUGUCCUUAUAUCAAGGCGCUCCGUCCAAGAAGGGUGUUACAACACUGGCAAUGGCGGCGUCUGCCAAUCCGUUGUUACAGGAGAAGGCGGUCAGAGAUCCUCACUUGAUAUGUACGGCGUACAAGCGCCAAAGGUUUUACAUGUUCGCCAGGGAAAGCGAGGAGCCGAAGAGCGGCGAGAGAGAUGUCUUCAAUGAACGUCCGACCAGAGAGGAUCAGACUAUGGCUGUUGCGCCAGCGGAGGAGAAGGCUGCAUUGCCUACUUUGUGCACGAUUCAUACGACUGAAGGGGACAUCAAAGUCAAGCUGUACCCAAAUAUUGCGCCGAAAGCUGUCGAAAACUUUACAACCCAUGCGAAGAAUGGCAAGUGCUACUACAACGGUUUAAUCUUCCACCGUGUCAUUCGGAAAUUCAUGCUCCAAACGGGUGACCCCUUUGGUGAUGGUACGGGCGGAGAAUCCAUCUGGGGAGGGACUUUCGAAGAUGAAAUCUCUCCUGAUGCGCGGUUUGAUCGGCCGUACACGCUAGCCAUGGCCAAUGCUGGACCCAAGACAAACGGCAGUCAAUUCUUCAUCACGACGGUCCCAUGCCCUUGGCUGAAUGACAAGCAUACAAUCUUUGGGAAAGCCACUGCUGGGUUGGAUAUCAUUCAUAAUAUUGAGAAUGUCAGUGUGGAUAAGAACGAUAAGCCAUGGGAGGAGAUCAAGAUGAUGUCCAUAUCUGUCGAGUAGCAAGGCGGGAGCCAAUGCAUAGCUGUCAGUUC